This is a messenger RNA of Frankliniella occidentalis (western flower thrips), 2574 nucleotides long. RefSeq names its product protein halfway (gene hfw). Lineage: Eukaryota; Metazoa; Arthropoda; Insecta; Thysanoptera; Thripidae. Gene Ontology annotation, molecular function: protein binding. The record is from RefSeq and is a predicted model, not a curated record. The coding region runs from base 465 to 2183 and encodes 572 amino acids. The transcript has 9 exons.
CGGCGGCAGCUGCAGUCUGCUGGGAGGCGCGCGCGCGCGCGGGACGCGGCGGGACGGCGGCGGCGGCAGGCGGCAGGGUAUCCACCCGAGCCGCCCUUCUCUUCUCUCCGUCACCACCACUCCCCCAUCCCUGGCCGUUGCCCGUAGAGGCCGCCUGGCUCGCCCGUUGCGCGCCGCCCGCCGCUGGGCUGCCUGCCGACGACCGAGGCUCAGCAGCAGCAAGCCAAGCCCAAGCAGUGGGGCCCACGCCGCCUGGUCUAGCAGCAGACUCGCUGCCGCCGGUCGCUUCGCUCGCGCAGCUCGCGACUCGCGCCCUCCUCCUGGACGCACCGGCGCCCAUCCUGCGCUCCACCUCGUCCUCGGGGCCGACCCCUGGGAUGCGACGCCUCGACGGCAGCAGGAGGCCGCCGGCCGCGUCCUGAGCUGCAGCGGGGCCUGCGCCCGCAGGAGUUCUCCGCGAGGCCAUGUCCGCCGUGCUGGUGCUCGUGCUCCUCCUGCUCGUGGGGAGCAACGCCAGGCAGGUGGAGCCGUACGUCCCCAGCGGCGCUGCCGACGGCGCUCCCGUCGCCGCCCCCAACGGCGUUCCCAACGAUGCUCCCGGUGGCGCUACAGGCGAGAGUGUCGGCGCCCCGGUCGGGGCAGCUACCUCUGCCCCCAGUCCAAUCCCGGUGCCACCACCAGCUCCCGUCUCACCGAGCCCGAAUGUGACGGCUGCGACGGCGCCCCCGAUACCCCAGACUGCGACGGGGUCGGGGCCUCCGCCGAUGACCACGCCGCCGUCCAUGGUUGUCACCGAGCCCGAAGACGUUGAGCCAUCCCCUUGUGUCCAUGUGGGUGAGGAGCACUGUCCGCCGCCCGGGGAACUGUGUCGAUGCAAACUCAUCCCCGGGACCGCAACCGUCAUCUGCUGCGACGUCACCACCCAGCUGCAGCUCAAGGAGAGUCUAAACUGCCAGGGUCUGGUCGGAGUGAACAUUACUGCACUCCAUGCGAGAAACAUAACUCUACAUUCCCUCGACGUCGGUGUACUGCACCUUACAAAGCUGCACUUGCCUCAAUUGGAGUCGUUAGCCAUCACUGAUGGUCACAUCACCGAACUUAAGGGGCUACUUGAUGCAAAAAAUCUGGCCUGUCUGAACCUUUCAUCAAACAGUUUGAUAGAUGUGUCAGAAAAUACUUCUGCUUAUCUGCAUUCCCUCACUAAUUUAGACCUCUCGGGCAAUGAUCUCAAGCAUGUACUGACUCUACAUGCAGAUGUCCCUCAAUUUGAACUGGACAUUUCUGGUAACAAUAAUCUCAGCUGUGACAGCAUUAAAGAACUCAUGAAAUACAUGAAAAACCUCCAAUUUAGUCAUGAUAACAACACAUAUUGUCUCAAUCCAAGUUCAUUUCAUUGGUUUAAUUCAACUGAAAAAGUACCCCUUGCUUCAGUUGUUUUGCUAAACAAGCUAGAACAGGAAUGCCCUCGUGGUGAAACUGAACCUUGCAUAUGCAAGGCAGUCCGCCUUGACAUGGUUCCUGGAAAACCACCUACUUUUUCAGUUCAAGUUGAUUGUUCAAAUCGACGUCUAACUAAACUUCCUUUAAUACUUCCUAAAAAUACUGUAUCCCUAAAUGUCAGCUACAACAAUAUUAGUAAUUUAGAAGCACUGAGUAUGAAUGCAGCUUACAAAGAUAUACGAGAGUUUUAUGCUGAUGACAAUCAAAUUACAUCUAUAAAUGCUCUUGAGGGAUCAACAUUUAUUGUUAGCUUUCUGACAUUAAGUUUGCGGAACAACAAUAUUUCCAUACUACCCACUUAUAUUUUAUCAAAUGUCUUUGACCUCAACUGGACAGCAAGAACUGUACGAUUAGGCCUCAACCAUCUGAAAUGUGAUUGCAGUACUGCCCAAACAAUAAAGAUGUGGCUGAAUGCAAACUACAAACACAUCCCUGAUUACAAUGAAGUCCUUUGUGAAAAUAUGCGAGAAAGGGUGUUUGAACUGGACCAAAACAAAGUUUGCACUGUGCCGUCUGACUGGACAGAGUAUGUUUAUUAUCUAGUAGCAGCUGAAGUGUUGCUCCUCAUCCUGUUGAUUUCAAAAGUAUCAUAUGACUAUUGGGUUUUUAAGACUGCUGGUUACCUUCCAUGGCCAGCUUCUAAAAUGCCUAAACUUCCAUGUGACUGGGUGUUUGAAUCAUAGCAUAGGUUUUAUUAAUAUGAAUUUAAAGCACAGUAUUGUGUGACUUGGAAUUGAGACCUGUUCAUUUUAUGAAUUAUGUUGUGUAAGAAUUUGGCUGUGAGCCGUUUUGGCAAUUAAUAUAUAACUAGUCAAAUCAGAUUGAAAUAAUACAUUUUUAGACAUUUUAAAUAGAAUUUGUCAGGAAAAAGGGCUUAACUCAUCAUUUAAAGAGCAGCCUUAUAAAUCUGUGUUGUACAAAUUACAAUCUUGCCCAGCUUUUCUGUGUUUUUUUUUCCCAUUGUAUUUAUGGAUAUUGAAUUUUUUGCUUUGUCAUUCCUUAUUAAGCUAGGGGAUGUUUGCCAGAAGACUGUAAUUAAAAAUAUAAUAAAACCACAUCACCAUGAAUCAGUUU